AUGCUUAAAUCGACCACCGCCAGCACUACCGUCGCAAGGUACUUGAUGAUCCACCAACAGUCAAGCCGAGGAGUCAUACAUAUUCUGCGAAAACACUUCCACCACUCGUCACCAACCGCAAUGGCGACCAAGGAUUGGAACGCGGCACAGUACCUGAAAUUCGAACGGGAAAGGACCCGACCCGCCACCGACCUGCUAUCCCAGAUCCCCCCACUGGCAUCAUCCCCUCCGGCGCGCAUCUUCGAUCUCGGUUGCGGGCCGGGCAACUCGACCGGCGUCCUCGUCCAACGGUACCCGUCGGCCCACAUCACCGCCGUCGACUCGUCUCAAGACAUGGUGGCCAAGGCCCGACAGACACUCUCCUCCUCCUCGGUGGCCGGCGGCGGCGGCCAGGUCGACGUGCAGCUCGCCGACCUGACCACGUUCCGGGACACGGACUCGGCCGACCUCCUCUUCUCCAACGCCGUGUACCAGUGGCUCCCGUACGACGAUCGCAUCCGCAUCUUCACCGAACUCCUGGAGACCCUCAAGCCGGGCGGCGUGUUCGCGUUCCAGGUGCCCGACAACUUUGGCGAGCCGUCGCACGUCGCCAUGCGCGCCGUGGCCGCGCAGGGUCCAUGGUCGGACACUUUGAACCGGCUGCCGGAGCCACCCACUCGCCGACCGUUCCAGUCGCCCCAGGAACUGUACGACAGCCUCAAACCGCUCUGCUCAGACGUCAACAUGUGGCACACCUGCUACUACCACGUCCUCGAAGACCAUCGGGCCAUCGUCGAGUGGGUCAAGGGCACCGGCUUGAGGCCCUACAUCGACCCGCUCGGCGACGACGAGAAGAGAGGCUUCCUCGAGGCCUACCUGGAGAAAACCACCGAGCUCUAUCCACCCCUGGCCGACGGCAAGGUGUGUCUUCGUUACCCGAGGCUAUUCGUGGUCGCCGUCCGAAGUUGA
Molecule: messenger RNA, 948 nt
Organism: Exophiala oligosperma
Lineage: Eukaryota; Fungi; Ascomycota; Eurotiomycetes; Chaetothyriales; Herpotrichiellaceae
Exons: 1
Coding region: 1-948 (315 amino acids)
Molecular function (GO): trans-aconitate 2-methyltransferase activity
Source: RefSeq, a predicted model, not a curated record